AUGGCUACUCAAGUUAAGCCGGCCACACGAUUUGCUCCAUCAGAUUGGUUUACAUCAAACUACACCAUUUCUACUAAUGCUGAACGCCAGAGAGAAUCUUCACACCAAGUACGACAGGAGUCUAGAUUCCUCCGUAAUGAAACCGACAACAGAACCAAAUGGGACCAACAUGAUAAUAACACUAGGUUAUCUGAUCGAGUAGAUGAUAUAAGAAAAUGGAAGGAAAUUUUAGAAAAAUGUUUGGCUGAUUUAGAUAAGGAAAUUGCUGAUCUGUCAGAAUCUAAAGAGCAAACUGAGCUCGCUUUGGAAGCCAAGAAUGUACCCACAGAUGUUGCAAUUGAGUGCCUAACAAUCCGUGAAGGAAGGCAGGCUAUUGAUUUAGUAUCAGAUGAAGUGGAAGCACAAUUACACAAGGGUGGAAUUGUCCUGAUAUCCUAUAAUGCACAUUAG
This is a messenger RNA of Lingula anatina, 450 nucleotides long. Its product is annotated as tektin-2-like. The record is from RefSeq and is a predicted model, not a curated record. Lineage: Eukaryota; Metazoa; Brachiopoda; Lingulata; Lingulida; Lingulidae.